This is a messenger RNA of Lachancea thermotolerans CBS 6340, 1233 nucleotides long. RefSeq names its product cleavage polyadenylation factor subunit PTI1 (gene PTI1). The transcript has a single exon. Gene Ontology annotation, molecular function: mRNA binding. The record is from RefSeq and is a predicted model, not a curated record. Bases 1 to 1233 code for a protein of 410 amino acids. Gene Ontology annotation, biological process: mRNA 3'-end processing. NCBI's taxonomy places the organism in Eukaryota, Fungi, Ascomycota, Saccharomycetes, Saccharomycetales, Saccharomycetaceae. Gene Ontology annotation, cellular component: mRNA cleavage and polyadenylation specificity factor complex.
AUGUCUGAUCCAAGAUGGAGGAAAGCCAGGCACCUUUUAACGCCCGAGCUACUGUCUUCGUCAAUUCAGAUCACCAACUUACCAGCUUCGUGGAACGAAAGCACGAUUUCAUCGAUAGUAGCUGGCUCGGGGCCUAUAGUAAACGUCUCAACCAAGACCGAUCCUCGGAAUGGUAAGCUGCUUGGUAUAACGGUCGAUUAUGCGACAAGUAAAGACAGUAAGCGCGCUUUAGAUGUGCUACGAAAGAUUAAGAAGUUUCCAUGCGACCUCGAGCGUAUCAUGCCGAACAAUAAGGAGCAGAAAGAGCCCCGCAAGCCGCUAGACCUCAACAGAGAUGCCUUCCCAUGGGAGUUCGGUCUCGAACUGCCGUUCGAACUGGUUUCUGAAGUGCCUCUGCCUAGACGUCCCACAAACCCGGUUCCCGUUUCCAAUUCAGGGCCGUCUGGCAGUGACGCAAGCAGCGGUGUUGUAGCAUUCCCCGACAUCCUCAAGGAGGCCUCUAAGCACUUGCCGGGCCUUCAACCUAACUCUAUGACGAGCCCGGACGCCAUCUCUGCGAACCUGGGCAAAAUCGCGCCGCUGCAGUUGCUUGAAAUGAUAUCCAAUCUGAAGAUUCUGGCAAGCCAGGACGCUAACCGCGACCAGCUAACAAAGUUUCUGGCGUCGAACCCUGACAUAUCCGUGGCUGUGACCCAAGCGCUGUUGGAAAUGGGGUUCGUGAACUACAGUGUGGUGACCAAGGUCAUCGCGGAACAACCCGCGAGCAGAGCCCACGCAUCGCCUGUUCCCAACAACGUCCAGUCAAUCUACAGCAAUGGCAGCACUCCUGGCACAACGCCGAUGAACAACAGCGCUCCAUUGAACACAUUCACAGCGCCCGUGCAGCAGCCGCAGCCGCAACAGCCGGCUCCAGCUCCAGCUGUGGCGCCCCCCAUGAUGUUCAACGCUCCUCCAGUGCCUGCAUUUGGGUUUAACGGCGUUGCUGGCCCCGCGCCCUUCAUGCCCGCACCCAUGGGCGCACCCAUGGGCACGCCAAUGGCGCCACCUGUUGUGCCGCCCAUGCCAGUCGCAAACGGCGCGCCCCGCGUGAACACCAUGAAGCUGGCAACGUUACCUCAGAACCAGCAGGAUAUGAUCAAGCAAGUUUUGCAGCUUUCGCCAGAUCAAAUACGACUGCUACCGCCAGGCCAGGUGGCUAUGGUGGAAAACUUUAAGCGAGAGUACCUCAUGUAA